AUGUCUUCAUACAGGAAGGCCGCAAAAGAGUCUGGAAAAAAUAAGAAGGGAAAUGACUCUGAUUUGGAAGACAUGAUUUCCAGGGAGACUUCACCUUCAUCAAGUGAGAAAAAGACACCUAAAUCAGUGACUCAUAAGGUUUUGGAAAAUGCAGGUGGCUCAGAGAAGGUAAAACUCUCUGUUCAGAAUUUCCAACACAGUAAUUACGAUGAUCUUUUUAAAGAUGCUACAGAAAGUGAGAGUGAGGGCACCCUCGCCACGGGUGGCUUGUUUCUCAGAGACAAGUGGAGCAGUGAGGAUGAAGAGCUUCCUGGACCAUCCCAGACUGUCCCGCCUCAGCUUGCCGGUAUACGAAUUGUUUCUGAAAGGGAGCUAGCUCAGUUGGCUCAGGUUCGACCAUUACUAUUCAAUUUUCAUGAGCAAUCAAUCAUCAAGGAUUGUUUUAAAAUGCUUAAGAAAAAAGUAGCAGAAUAUGAAAUCCUCCAUGAAUUUAUGGUAAAUAUUUUGGUCUUAACAAAAGUCUAA
Molecule: messenger RNA, 525 nt
Organism: Neogale vison (American mink)
Lineage: Eukaryota; Metazoa; Chordata; Mammalia; Carnivora; Mustelidae
Product: tyrosine-protein phosphatase non-receptor type 20-like
Exons: 5
Coding region: 1-525 (174 amino acids)
Source: RefSeq, a predicted model, not a curated record